Molecule: messenger RNA, 576 nt
Organism: Pelodiscus sinensis (Chinese soft-shelled turtle)
Lineage: Eukaryota; Metazoa; Chordata; Testudines; Trionychidae
Source: RefSeq, a predicted model, not a curated record
AUGAAGGAAGAACGAGUUCCGUCACUACCGUAUCUCUCUCUUGAUGUACAGUGGGAGCAGCCCAAUGCCUUAUGUAUUAUAUAUGAUGUCACCAAUGAACAGUCUUUCAGCAACUGUGCCAAAUGGCUGGAAAGGCUGAGGGCACGGACCCUUGGAAUGCACCUUCCAGGUGUUUUAGUGGGGAAUAAAACAGACUUGAUUGGUCGACGAGCUGUGGAGCAGAAACGGGCAGAGGAGUGGGCUGAGAUCCAGGGCCUGCAAUACUGUGAGACAUCAGUGAAGGAGAUGGAGAACGUCGAAGUUCCUUUCCACAUCCUGGCAAACUCAUUCCAUCAACUAUACAGAGAGAAGGUGGAAACCUUUCACUCACUAGUAUGAGGGCCUUGGUAUAGAAAUUUGCUUAAUACCUGGGGGAUUUCUUUGAGUUCAGAAACACCCGGACGGACAGUAUCCCACAGAGUAGAAGAUGGAGAGAGAGUGAAAGAAGAGAUUUUUCAUUUAUACUUGUGACCAUUUCCUGACAAUUGAGAUUAAACCAGAAAUAAAUAUGUGGAAAGGUGUCCUUUCUGAGGUUGA